UAUUAUACAGUCUCAGUUGUGAUCACUUCCCAUUCUCCAUUAUUAUUCUCAUCCCAUCGUUGGUUACAGUGGACAGAGACAGAAGAAAGAUGAGAUAGAAAUGAUUAUAUAUAGAAGAGGAUACAGAGAAAGGCCAUAGAAGCUUCUCUUUUUCUCAUUACUCUUCUCUGUAAUCAAAACCCAUCUAACUUACUCUCUGUAUUCUGAGUUUUAGAUACUUCCACUUCAUGCCCUUUUCAUGCUUUUUUUCCCCUUGUACUACAAAACCCUGAGCCACCAUUUGUUCUUUCUUUUUUUUGAAUUUUGAUGUCUCUGCCCUUUCAAGAACAUGAUUACAUAGGCUUAUCAGAGCUUCCUUCAAUGGAAACCUCUGAGAAACUCAAUAAUAAUAAUAACAAGGGUUUGAACUUGAAAGCCACUGAGCUGAGACUUGGCUUGCCUGGUUCUGAGUCACCAGAGUACCCAAUCAAGGGUUUGGUCUCAGGGGCCAAAAGGGGCUUCUCAGACACCAUUGGUGGUGGUUCUGGGAAGUGGGUUUUCUCUGGUAAUGGUGGAUCGGAAAUGGGUUUGGCGAAAAAUGGUGGUUUGUUCUCUCCCAGAGGUGUCAAUGGUGGUGGGAAAAAUCUUGGUGGUGGUGGUGGUUGUUCUGAGAGUGGCACUCAGCAGUCUGAUGCAGAGGCUGUUCCGCCGUCGCCAAAGCCGGUGGCGGCAGCGGCGGUGCCGGAGAAGAAGCCUCAGAUUUCAGCUACAAAUGGCCAUGGGAGUGCUCCUGCUGCAAAGGCACAGGUGGUUGGAUGGCCACCAAUUCGAUCUUUCCGGAAGAAUUCAAUGGCUAAUAAUCAUCCUAAGAAUGAAAAUGACGACGAUGCAGAUACCAAUUCAGGGUCCGGUUGUCUCUAUGUCAAAGUCAGUAUGGAUGGUGCCCCAUACUUGAGGAAAGUUGAUCUGAAAACCUACAAUAGCUACACACAACUGUCAUCGGCGCUUGAAAACAUGUUUAGCUGCUUUACAAUCGGGCAAUGUGGGUCUCAUGGAGUUCCAAGUCGUGAGGGACUUAGUGAGAGCCGAUUGAUGGAUCUGCUCCAUGGUUCUGAAUACGUUCUUACCUACGAAGACAAGGAUGGUGAUUGGAUGCUUGUUGGUGAUGUUCCAUGGGAAAUGUUCACAGACUCGUGCAAGAGGCUAAGGAUCAUGAAAAGUUCAGAUGCAAUUGGGCUUGCGCCGAGAGCCAUGGAGAAGUGCAAAAAUCGCAAUUAGCACGGAGAAGAAGAUGAAGACUUGUUUUUCUAAAUGAUUGGAAGCCUUGAGGAUUAUUAAAUGUUGCUAAUCUUGUUUAUUAUUUUUGUGUGUUCUAAAGGGUCAUAUGACUUGGUGUACUGGAACAACUUUCUAGUAGCCAGUGAUGUAUCCAUAUUGACUGUAGUGUUAUAGGCCGUUUUAGGUAUAUAUGUCUUUGUAUGUUGCAAUCUUAUGUAUUAUGAUUGCUUGGUGCUCAAGGCUUGAAUACUCUACAUAUUAAUGUAAAUGGUUUGUGUAGUCUUGUAGCAA
Messenger RNA from Camellia sinensis, 1548 nucleotides. RefSeq names its product auxin-responsive protein IAA27. Gene Ontology annotation, cellular component: nucleus. Gene Ontology annotation, biological process: regulation of DNA-templated transcription. The record is from RefSeq and is a predicted model, not a curated record. Lineage: Eukaryota; Viridiplantae; Streptophyta; Magnoliopsida; Ericales; Theaceae.